AUGGUCGACGUGGAAAGUUUUGUACUGGGGUUCGUCUAUUAUUAUGGUCACGUCAUCGGAGUUAGUAACUUUGGAUUCAACUGGCAUACAGGUCGUGUGUAUACUGCCAAAUGGAGUACAUUCUAUGCAGUCGCUAUAGAUUCCAUUGUUUUUAUUCUAUAUACUUAUCACUGGACCGGACCUACGAAUAUAAUUAAUUUGAUCUUCGGAAAAGCAAACAAGCUGCAUGAAUAUGUUACCGGCAUUAUGACGGUCCUAAGGAUUACUAUAGGGCUUUUUACAUUGAUUCACAGAUGGUAUCAGCGCUGCAAGAUGAUGGAUCUGACGAGAAUGAUACUCCGAGUAUAUGUUGCCAGGCCGCAGGUGAAAAGGUUGUCUCGCUGGGGUAUUCUCGUCAAGUUUAUCUCUGGAUCUGUGACCGACUUCCUCCAAAUGGUGGUCUUGUUGGAUGCAAUGGGUCGCGUGGGUCCUCAGUUUUACUUGGGAAUGGGCCUGCAGUACUGGACGUCGGCUAUCCUGAAUGUGGCCAUAUCGCAGCAUUACCUAAUAAUGCUUUUCGUUCGAACCCAGUAUCAGCUACUCAAUACCGAACUGCGCAAGGUGAUCGAAGAAUCCAAGGAGCUAAGUUGGAAUCCUCCGCGGCAGGGGACUUUCAUGACCAAGUGUUGCAACUUGGCGGAUCAGCUAGAGGAUUUAGCCAAGCUCCAGAGUCAGGUGCAGUUGAUUGUGAACCAAUUGGAAGAAGUAUUCGGCAUUCAGGGGGCCUUGGUCUAUGGGGGAUACUACCUCUCAUCGGUAUCAUAUACUUACCUCAUCUACAGUAUCCUUAAAUAUGGCUACGAAAACAUGAACAUGACUCUGACCUCUGUGAUCCUGUCUUUAGUUUGGUGCUUCUUUUACUACUUCGAUGGCAUGCUCAAUUUGUCCAUUAUGCUAUAUGUCCAGGAUGAUCACCAGGAAAUGCUCCGUCUACUGGAGCAGCGAACCCUAUUUGCACCCGGGUUGGAUGUUCGUCUCGAGGAAGCCUUUGAAAAACUCCAGCUUCAGCUGAUUCGAAAUCCUUUUAAAAUCGAUGUAAUGAAAUUGUACGACGUCACUCGAGGAACUACCAUGGCCAUGUUUGGAAAUCUUUUAUCGCAUUCAAUCUUCCUAAUUCAGUAUGAUAUGGAGAACUUUGAUUAA
Messenger RNA from Drosophila subpulchrella, 1182 nucleotides. It is a transcript of the gene Gr36c, whose product is annotated as putative gustatory receptor 36c. NCBI's taxonomy places the organism in Eukaryota, Metazoa, Arthropoda, Insecta, Diptera, Drosophilidae. The transcript has 3 exons. The record is from RefSeq and is a predicted model, not a curated record. The coding region runs from base 1 to 1182 and encodes 393 amino acids. Gene Ontology annotation, biological process: sensory perception of taste. Gene Ontology annotation, cellular component: membrane.